Copidosoma floridanum is the source of this 2736-nucleotide messenger RNA. RefSeq lists its product as uncharacterized. Lineage: Eukaryota; Metazoa; Arthropoda; Insecta; Hymenoptera; Encyrtidae. The record is from RefSeq and is a predicted model, not a curated record.
AUGGCGUUCUUUCAGGGUCUGUCGCUGCUGCUCCUGCUAGCGUACGCGAGCAGCGGCCUGUGCAAAACCUCCAGAGAGCUACGUCCACCGCACCACCGCCACCAGCCGCAUCACCGUCGCAGCAGCACCGAACACCACCACCACCACCACGACCAUCACCCGCUACAGCGGCAAGCUCGCGCCCUCAGCGAGUUUCUCGUGCCACCACCGGCACCGGUGAACUACCGGGGACCCCGAGGCCCACCCCACCUCCCGUCCGAGGCUCAAGGUAAACACGCGAGGAACGGAAGGUACAUCAACCAACAGGCCGGACCGAACAGCGUGCCUGGUUACUUUUCGAAGCUCGCCAACUGGCUGAACCCCUUCGAGUCCGGGGUGCUGGACGCUCCCUUGAUUCACCAGCAGCAGUUACCCCAGUACGCGCCCCAACAACCCUACACGAGCGCCACAGCCCCGCAACUCCACUACCACCAGCCUCCUCCAGCUCCACCGCUGGCAUCGCCGAGUCAACCGGUCUCUGGAUACCCAAGUCUCGCCUCGUGGAUGAGUGGCAAGUCGUGCAACCCCUGCAACGACGUACCCUGGACCCCGAUUCUACACCAGUACGCCCCGAACGCGGGAAGCAACGCCUACCUGCCCCCACCGGCACCCACCCUACGGGACCCCACCCAAACGCCCGAUUACCCUCACCAGCCGGCUCCAGGAUACCCAGGAAUCUCUCCUCCCCUCUACGACGCCAAACCCUUCGACGACACGGCACCCAGCUACCACCUGUCCAACUCGCCCCAAGUCUACGAGACCUCGUCCCCGUCACCGGUCUACAACCACCAAGCAUCCGCGGAGCUGGACAGCCACCACUACGACGACCACCAGAGCACGGACUUUGACGGCAGCCAGCAGCAACCCUCGAGCUUCGACUACCACUCGAGCUACGACGUCACCGCCCAGCGCUCCUCCCCCAACCCGGACCACCACCACCAGGAGCCCGACCACGCGGAAUCGCGUCCCGUGCACGUCAACAGUCCCACUAACUCCGAGGCCGGCACGUCGACAACUACCCACGACCUUUUGGCCACAGCCACGACACCGGGCACACCGAGGAGACAGCCGAGCUACCAGAACGUGUACUUCCAGCGCUCGCCCCUCAUCGACCUGAGCGUGGCUGGCGAAUCGACCACCACCACCACCACGGGCCCCAGUGCGGUGGUCACGACUCCUUCGUACAGGGGCGAGAAGCGAUACCGGCCGGUCACGAUGGUCGGCUCGGGUGAGAGCACGAGUCCACCACCGCCGGCCACGGUGAUUGAUUACAUCGUGUCGGGUCCGGACGAGGUGCUCGACUCUAACGAGGUCGAGAGGGAGACGAGGCCGCCGAGGCUGUUUAUCAAGCAGCAGCAAAACUCCCUCGAGAGGAUCGUUGUCGGGCCUAGCACGAAGACAAAGGACCCGGGGAUGGAUCAGAAGGGCAAGAAGGUGCCAUCGUACGAGUUUGACAGGAGGGGGAACGGCACGAGGACGGCGAGCGCGGAGAGACUUGGGAGGCCGUACAACGAGACGGAGGACUACAGCGCCAGCAGGGAGGAUGUCGUGCCCAACAAGGACAGCGGCAAGAAGAACAAGCAGAUUAUCCAGAUAAUCAUCCCGUACACGUCGCAGUACACGCCGAGUCCGUUCCACCCCACGAAAUCGGUGGACAAGCACAGAAAAAAGGACAACCGAGGGCCACCCAAGCCUCGAGACCUGGACGAGACAACGAGCUCCUCCGAGUACCUCAACACGGUGGAAAGCGACGAGGACAACGCGGUGAUCGAGGAGUCGCGGCGCGUGCCCGUGACGCGUAGCCCACCACCCCAGCCCAGCCAAUCGUUGCGCAACGCGAGCGGCGACGUGCCACUGGCCGGAAAGAUGGGCAACACCAUAGACGUGCACAGGCUGCAAAAGAACAUCGACAAUUGGACCAUCCAGGAAUACUCAAAGUCGACCAAGUCGAUCGCGAAUUCCCUCAACUCGACAAACCCGCGCUGGCUGUCGUCCAAGCAGAUUCCGGACGAGUACCUGCUGUCGACGGCGGGCCUCGAGGAGACCAGCGGCGAGUACUACGAUUUCAGCAACGAAACGAAAGUCCGGCAUCGGGGGACCGACAAAUUGCAGUCCACCCAGAGUCCGGAGACCGUGACCAAAGUCGACAUAAUAAACGCGACUUACCCGCGCAAACCAGACCCGAGCCGCCGGCGUCAAUCGCCAAGUUCGAGAUCUCGAUCGGCGUCGAAGGGUGACUCGGAGCGCGUGUACGUGGUCACGCCGAUCCCGAGCCCAAACAGCCUCGAGGACUCGAGCAGCCACGAGAAGGGCAGUCGGAGGCCCCAGCAGAUAAAGGAGCACCUCGAGACCGCCGCGUCCUCGUCCUCGCGCGAGGACACCUCCUCGUCGGCCCAGGUGUACGAGCGAGCCUACCAGGUGCUGCCCCAGGCGGUGAACAACCUGGCGGUGCUGUCCCACUCGCCCGAGUCCUCCGCCCCGGCUCUCUGGGGCAUCAUGGAGCACGAAGAGUUUGCCGCGAGUGCCGAUCAGCCGAGGUGGCGCAGCGAAGCCGACGUCCUUCCCGAGCCCGCCUCCACGCCCGUACUCUACGCCGGACACUCCAAGAGAGAUGAUGCGGGUCAGCUAGAGAUACCGGAAGUUACGCAGGACGGAAAAUCCAGAGGCGUCACCUACUUACCACACCCGCACGGAUAA